UGAUUAUUACUAAAAAAAAAUAAAAAGGUAAAAAAACAAAAGUGAUAGAAGAAUAAACAAACAAGAGAAGAGAAACAUAUCUAAUCAAGAUCAAUUUUUGCAUUAAUACUAAUACUAGGAGUAGUGGUAGUUGCAGUAGCAACGUUUGAUUUUUAAGACUUCGGUUUUUUGUUGUGAUGUAAGCAAAUUGUGGCGAAUUUGUGGGCGAGAGAGGCAGAGACAGACACAGAGCCCAAUUUCAAUUUAGAUUCUGAACCCAACACCUCUCUUUCGCUUUCUUGCCUCCUCUCAGGUCAUGGCAGGGAAGAAAAUUAUAGCGAUAUGUCAGUUAGGAGGAGAAUUUGAGACAAAUAGAGAUGGUUCAUUGUCGUACAGAGGUGGUGAUGCUCAUGCUAUAGACGUUGAUGACCAAAUGAAGUUUAAUGAGUUUAAGAUGGAAGUGGCAGAAAUGUUUAAUUGUAGCAUUGAUACCAUGUAUAUUAAAUACUUCCUUCCUGGCAAUAAGAAGACUCUCAUUACGAUUUCCAAUGACAAAGAUCUAAAGCGCAUGAUAAAGUUCCAUGGAGACUCUGUUACUGCUGAUGUUUAUGUCAUUAUGGAAGAAAUUGUUGCUCUUGAUGUAUCAAACUUGCCUGCCAGUAGGUCAAGCAGAACAACUUUGUCAGAAACUGUUCUUCCAGUUGAUGCCCCCCUUGACAUUGUAGAUGGUAUUGUGGAUGAUACCACCCAGCCUGAAGUCACCCUUGAUGCUGCUCUUGAUAUUGUAGAUGAUACCAAUCAUGUUGACACCCAUAUGAUCAUACCUGCUGAAAUUUCUCCCAUUUUCUCUAUAGUUAGUUCCAAUGAUGAGAAGCAUGCUAAAGGUGCACAGCAGUGGCAGAAUACCAUUACAGGUGUGGGGCAAAGGUUCAACAGUGUUCAUGAAUUUCGUGAGUCUCUGCGUAAAUAUGCAAUUGCACAUCAGUUUGCAUUCAGGUACAAGAAGAAUGAUAGUCAUCGUGUGACUGUCAAAUGCAAAGCAGAAGGCUGUCCUUGGAGAAUACAUGCCUCAAGGUUGUCAACCACUCAAUUAAUAUGUAUUAAAAAGAUGAAUCCAACGCAUACGUGUGAGGGGGCUGUUGCAACAACAGGGCAUCAGGCAACUAGGAGCUGGGUUGCUAGUAUUAUUAAGGAGAAGUUGAAAGUUUUCCCGAAUUAUAAGCCCAAGGAUAUUGUCAAUGACAUCAAACAGGAAUAUGGAAUACAACUGAACUACUUCCAGGCAUGGCGUGGGAAAGAAAUUGCAAAGGAGCAGCUUCAGGGUUCAUACAAAGAAGCUUAUAAUCAGUUACCUUUUUUCUGUGAGAGGAUAAUGGAGACCAAUCCAGGAAGUCUGGCUACAUUCACCACUAAGGAAGACUCAAGUUUCCAUCGUCUCUUUGUCUCGUUCCAUGCCUCGUUAUACGGUUUCCAACAAGGUUGUCGGCCUCUUCUUUUUCUUGAUAGCAUACCCUUAAAGUCAAAAUAUCAAGGCACGCUGUUAGCUGCAACAGCAGCAGAUGGAGAUGAUGGUGUAUUUCCUGUUGCUUUUGCAGUAGUUGAUGCAGAAUCUGACGAUAAUUGGCAUUGGUUCUUGUUACAAUUGAAAUCUGCCCUCUCAACAUCUUGUCCAAUAACAUUUGUGGCAGACAGACAGAAGGGGUUAAGGGAGUCCAUUGCUGAUAUAUUUACAGGCUCGUACCAUGCAUACUGCCUACGUUACUUGACUGAGCAAUUUAUUAGAGACUUAAAAGGGCAGUUUUCUCAUGAGGUGAAGCGACUCAUGGUUGAGGAUUUUUAUGCUGCUGCUUAUGCACCUACGCCUGAAAGCUUCCAAAGAUCUAUUGAAAGCAUUAAAAGUAUUUCUCUUGAAGCUUACAAUUGGAUUGUACAAAGUGAACCCCUGAACUGGGCAAAUUCAUAUUUUCAUGGUGCCAGAUAUAACCAUAUGACAUCAAACUUUGGGGAGCUAUUCUAUAGUUGGGCUUCAGAUGCACAUGAAUUACCAAUAACACAGAUGGUUGAUGUGAUAAGGGGCAAGAUUAUGGAGUUGAUUUACACACGGCGAGCAGAUUCCAUCCAGUGGUUGACUAGACUAACUCCAUCCAUGGAGGAAAAACUCAAAAAGGAAAACCAUAAAGUUCCUCCCCUUCAAGUGCUACUGUCAGCUGGUAGCACAUUUGAGGUUCGUGGUGACACCAUUGAAAUGGUUGAUAUUGAUCAUUGGGAUUGUAGUUGCAAAGGGUGGCAGUUAACUGGUUUACCAUGCUGCCAUGCAAUUGCUGUUCUUGGUUGCAUGGGUCGGAGCCCAUAUGAUUAUUGUUCCAGAUACUUCACAACGGAGAGCUACAGAUUAACUUAUUCAGAGUCUGUAAAUCCUAUUCCAAAUGCGGACGUGCCUGUGCUAAAAGAUUCUUCUCAGCUCACUGUAACUGUAACCCCACCUCCCACCCGCCGCCCACCAGGCCGGCCCACUACGAAGCGGUAUGGAUCACAAGAGGUAGUGAAACGUCAACUCCAGUGCAGCAGAUGCAAGGGUCAUGGACACAACAAGUCCACUUGCAAAGAGUUCAUUUAGAGUUUUAGACAUUGAUUGCACCAAAGGACAGUGCGCAUCACAAUCUUGUACAUCUAACAACUCUUUUGGAGUGGAUGAAAAAUAGACCUGUAAUUUAGUUUAAAAUAACCAAGCCAUGGGACCUGAUGUAUGCAAUGGAAGUGUUAGAGAAGGUAGUUUCUCUUGUUAUUCUGUGUCUUACUAACUUCAGUUUUUGCUAGUAUAAGUGACAUUUAGCGACUGUGACAUAUAAUAAUAUAUAAAGAUUUU
This is a messenger RNA of Quercus lobata, 2845 nucleotides long. RefSeq lists its product as uncharacterized. Gene Ontology annotation, molecular function: zinc ion binding; protein binding. The record is from RefSeq and is a predicted model, not a curated record. NCBI's taxonomy places the organism in Eukaryota, Viridiplantae, Streptophyta, Magnoliopsida, Fagales, Fagaceae. The transcript has 5 exons. Bases 296 to 2596 code for a protein of 766 amino acids.